AAAUAGGACGCCCUCUCACCUAAACUUCUUACACUCCAUCAUUCUUUCUUGUUGAUUGUGGAUAUGAAUUUUGAGGGUGAAAAGAUGUUGCCAAUAGUUGCAGGCGAUGAGCUGCUGGAAGCUCAAGCUCACAUAUGGAACCACCUGUUCAGCUUCGUCAACUCCAUGACUCUCAAAUGUGCGGUUGAACUAGGCAUACCAGACGCCAUCCACCACCAUGGCCCUCACCCUAUGCCCCUGUCUCAUCUUGUUUCAGCCCUCCAACUCCAUUCUAAUAAGACCCAAUUCAUAUAUCGCUUAAUGCGUCUAUUGACUCACUCUGGCUUCUUUGUUGCACAAAAAGUGCCCAAAAAUAGUGGCAAAGAAGAAGAAGAAGAAGAAGAAGAAGAAGAAGAAGAAGAAGGGUACGUCCUAACCAAUUCAUCUCGUCUUCUUCUUAAACACAACCCUUGUGGGGUAACACCUUUAUUACUUUCCAUGCUCCAUCCAACCUUCAUGGAGCCAUGGCAGCUCCUCUCUGACUGGUUCAAAAGUGAAGACCGAACGCCAUUCGAUAUGGCUCAUGCAAUGUCAUUUUGGGAGUUCAUGGGCAGUAAGCCGAAACAUGGUGACAUCUUUAACUCAGCCAUGGCGAGUGAUGCAAGGUUGGUGAUGAGUGUGUUAUUGGACAAACAUAAAGGGUUUUUUGAAGGAGUUCGCUCGCUGGUUGACGUGGGUGGCAACACAGGAACUGUGGGCAAAGCCAUUGCAGAGGCUUUCCCACAAAUUGAAUGCACGGUGCUUGAUCUUCCCCAAGUGGUGGGUGAGUUGAAGGGUGAAGGGAACUUAAAAUAUGUUGAAGGAGAUAUGUUUAAAGCUAUCCCUCCUGCCGAUGUUCUUGUGUUGAAGUGGAUAUUACAUGAUUGGAAUGAUGAAGAUUGUGUGAAGAUAUUAAAGAAUUGCAAAGAAGCAAUCACGAGCAAUGGAAAGAAAGGGAAGGUGAUGGUGAUUGAUAUGGUGGUAGGCAACAAGGAGGAGGAUACAUUGAUUCAGGGUCAUUUAUUGUUCGACAUGGCAGUGAUGGUUUUUGUAAAUGGAAAACAGAGAGAUGAGAAGGAGUUGAGUGAAGCAUUCAAGGAAGCUGGAUUCAGUGGCUACAAGAUCUUCCCCAUAUUGGGUUCGAGGUCUCUUAUAGAAAUUUACCCUUGAGACUAUCUUCCAUUUAGUGAUAUUUCAUUUCAUGAUUUAUUACAAAAAUGAUGUCUUAAGGAUAUUAUGUAACGUUGAA
Molecule: messenger RNA, 1267 nt
Organism: Cucurbita moschata (crookneck pumpkin)
Lineage: Eukaryota; Viridiplantae; Streptophyta; Magnoliopsida; Cucurbitales; Cucurbitaceae
Product: probable O-methyltransferase 3
Exons: 2
Coding region: 64-1188 (374 amino acids)
Biological process (GO): methylation
Molecular function (GO): protein dimerization activity; O-methyltransferase activity; S-adenosylmethionine-dependent methyltransferase activity
Source: RefSeq, a predicted model, not a curated record